CGGAACGUUUCUCACGCCGUUCAAAUACACAAGAGCUUCAAACUCUCGAAAAACUCCAAUCGGGCCAGUACUAAGCGAUGCCCUCCACCCAGGCCCGAGAGUUACCGUGCGGGGCGUGGCCGGCCUCACCCGGAGUCCUUCACAUCCCGCUGGGGGCGGGUUAUUCUGUUCGGUUCGCACACCGUGUGUCCGCUCCAGCUGAAGAGCCUGCGCGCGCGCACCGGACGUCCACGUCACCGCGCACGCGCUCCUACCCGCUCGGAGCCCGCCGCGCAGGCGCAAAAGGAGACGCGAGCAGCACCUCCCUGACCCCUCCCCCAACACCAGGAGUCCAAACGGCCCCAGAGCAGCAGCAAGACCCUUGGGACCCGCCCCCAGAGUGGAAGCCGCUGCUUUUCCGGGUCCCUGCAACCCAGAAAAGCCUACUGAAGCUUCUAGAAUCAAGAAAGGGCUCCUCGCCGGCCCCGCCCCGGCCACGCCCAGCCACACCCACACAGGGCUCCGCAGACCCCCAGCCUCCACAAGCCCGUCAAAUAAAUCCGAGGUCUUCCUCCACGGAGUACCGGAGCUUGGACAGCUCCAAAGCAUUGGGAAACCUUGAAGCAAAGACCUUGAGAGACGGAUGGUCGAGUUUACAACACCCACAACCGAAGACGACUAGGAAAAUUGGGAGGAGACCGAAAGACUCAGUGCGCAGUUGGAAAGCGAAGAGUUACCACUAAAUUGCCUGAUAUAAAGAUGAAAGAUAUCUUGAUAAAACAGGGAAACGAUGCAGGAGUGUGUUAUGUAAGCUUUAGUGCCUUGAUCCUGUGCAUUCAAUCUUUGUUUCUUCAAGACAUUUAAGCUAUGAGGUGCAAAGAAAGUAUUACUGAAUAUCUAUUAUGUGUCAGGCAGUUGCUGAAGUAAAUCAAUGGACAGUACUUCUCCUAACCUUCAAAAAUUAGUUAUCUUUCUCCUUCUCUACUCCUUACCAGCUGUUCUUUCUUCUGUACUCCUGACACCAGUAAAAAGGAAGCGUAGUUUUUUAAGAGGCAAAAAAGAAGUAGGGAGUGGGAGAGCAGAUUUUGUGGUCAAUAAUCCCAAACUGCUUUCUUUCAUAAGAAUUAGCAAGCACUGAGAACCUACUACGUGACAUGCUAGGUGACAAUACAAAACACUAUGAAGGAGAAUGAGGAGACUAAGAGGAAGGAGUCAACAGAAGGAGGCUUAUCCAGCACUACUGAUCUGACCUACUUUUUACUUAGGAAGGUCAUAUUUCUCUACACUUUGCUCUUCCUGAGGAGAUAUACAACAACAUGGACAGAAACUGCUGGAAUAGUCUGAACUAGAAAACGUGUAGGCUACUUUAGAGACUUCUGAAGGCAUUCUGAAACCCCAAGUCAGGCACAGUCAGCAAGAGCAUUCAAGAUCCUAGGCAAAAUUGAAAAGUAACAGUUUAACACCUUCCUCCUCUUCCCUGACCCCAAGAACCUCUUUCCUACAAGCUGCCCUGUCAGAAUCUCCCACCUUACCAAGAAUGCCUUCCUCUCAAGGAUCUGAGGUUUCCUCAUAAAAAUUUUCCAUUUUCUGGGGAAGUAAAUUUAUGUUGAUUUAGCAUUAAAACAUAUGAUCAUAAGGUGUGAAUGACUGGGUAACAACCAUGCAUCCCCAAAGAGACAAGUUAACCCAAAUGAUCUCUCUAACUGGGGGAUCUGUGAGGACAACUUGGGAAGAAGGGGAAUGGAGAUUCUCUUUUGGUGCUCUUUCCCUACACCAGGCAAACAUAUAACUAAAUACUAGAUACUUAAAAAAAAAAAAAAAAAAUGCUGAACUUUGAAGAUUCAGUACUACAUAUCUCGGGAGAGGAAAACUAUCCAUGGUUUUUCAAAGUGGAGUCCGCCUAACUUAGAAAGGUCGGGAGAUGUCAAGCAUCUGAGGGUCCUAUAAGAACUUUAAGUGUUUUUAGAUGAUAUUCUAAAAAUAAUCAUACCACCACACACAUUUCAGGGAUCCAGUUUGGAUUUACCAUCAUGCAGGUACCAAGUAACCACUUGUUUUUCUUUUUUCUUUUUUGUUUGCUUUGAGUAACCACUUAAAUGGUUACAUUCAACUUUUAAUGCAGUAUUCUCAUACUAAAGUUCUUGGUUGUAUACUUUGGAUAAUGUAAGAAAUUUCCUCCUUUAAAAGGCAUCCAUAUAUAACCCAAGGUUUAAGAAUGCCAAGCUAACUGCUAAAGUGAUGCUCCUAAGUUCCACCUUUUUUCAGUUAUCAUAGCUCAACUUAUUGGUCCAGCCUAACACAAAAGUGUUUGCCUUGAUUUUCCUAGGCUGCACGUUCAAGUAGAUUUUUCUGAAUAUUAAGGGGAAACAAACAAAAAACUAGAGAGAAUGCAUGCAAUUAAACAAUCUGGCCUAGAAUGUACACAGUUUUGAUCCUAGAUUGUUCUAUAAACACAUAGGCACUAUCUCAUUUACAUGCACACUUUUCCUAUUCAGCAAAUAUGUGAGUGCCUACUAUAUGCUGAGGAUAGGGGAAAGGCUGGCACCUCAUGCACUUUUCAGAUGUCUACAGCAGAACCCCAAAGAUUGGCACAACUUAAGUAACAGAAUCCACCAAGACAAACUUCCUCAUCCAAUCUAUUCAGAUCCAAUCCUUUCACUUCUGAUUUCUAAAACAUCCUCUGUCAACUGACAAAAAGACCUCACUCUUCAGAUGAAACCACUGCCAUGAACAAACUCCUGGACUAUGGCCUUGUUUAAAAUAUCAAUAUAAUAAAGAACAUUCAUAAAAUAAGGGCUACAUACAAA
Messenger RNA from Symphalangus syndactylus (siamang), 2786 nucleotides. RefSeq names its product protein piccolo-like. NCBI's taxonomy places the organism in Eukaryota, Metazoa, Chordata, Mammalia, Primates, Hylobatidae. The record is from RefSeq and is a predicted model, not a curated record.